Pyricularia oryzae 70-15 is the source of this 1284-nucleotide messenger RNA. RefSeq names its product salicylate hydroxylase. The record is from RefSeq and is a predicted model, not a curated record. Lineage: Eukaryota; Fungi; Ascomycota; Sordariomycetes; Magnaporthales; Pyriculariaceae. The transcript is spliced from 2 exons. The coding region runs from base 1 to 1284 and encodes 427 amino acids. Gene Ontology annotation, molecular function: FAD binding; monooxygenase activity.
AUGACCGUCGACGAACCCCUGAAAAUCACCAUCGUGGGCGGAGGAAUAGGUGGCCUUGUCACUGCCAUCGCCCUCCGCGGCCCAGGCCGCCGGAUCACAGUCCUGGAGCGCUCCCGCAUGCUCCGCGAAGUCGGGGCGACCAUCUCCCUGCAGCCCAACGCCUCGAGAAUAAUCGACAGCUGGGGCCUGGCGCCGUUCCUGGAGGCCUGCAAGCCCCUGUCCGACCAGGCCUUCAUGAUCCGCAACGCCGCCGGCAAGCUGGUCAACACCAUGACCUUUGACCGGGCCAGGUUCGGCGCCGAUCGGGUCAUGUACCACCGGCAGGAUCUUCACUCGGCGCUGCGCCGCGCCGCCGAGAGCACAGAUCGGCCCGGCCCACCUGCGGUCAUCAGGACGGCGUGCAGGGCUGUGGGCUGCGAUCUGGAAGAGGGAGCUGUGCUACUGGAGGGGGGAGAGGUGGUGUGUGGAGACGUGGUCGUGGGGGCGGACGGCAUCAGGUCGGCGCUGAGGGACGUCGUGGUGGGCAAGCAGUGCGAAAUCCACCCGACGGGCCUGACGGCGUACCGCAUCCACCUGCCGCGGUCGAUCAUCGAGACCGCCGUCAGGGAUCACGGCGCGCCACCUGAGAUGGGCGACCUCGAUCGGCCCGGCACGACCAUGAUCCUGGGCCACGAGCGGCGGGUCUUGUUUGGUCCCGCGAGGGGCGGGGAGCUGUACGGCGGCGUCUGCCUCGUCCCCGACGACCAGCUGCUCGAGGCCCUCCCGGGCGAGGCUUGGAAUGGCGCCGGGUCCAAGAAGGCGCUCCUCGCGUCGUUUGAGGGAUUUCCGGACUGGUUCCUGGCCAUGAUCAAGCUGGUGGCGGACGAGGACGUUGGACUGUGGCAGCUGCGCGACAUUGACCCGCUCGAUGCGUGGAGCAAGGGCCGCGCCAUCCUCAUCGGCGACGCGGCCCACGCCAUGCUGCCGACCCAAGGACAGGGAGCAUCGCAGGCCGUCGAGGACGCCGAGGCACUGCAGGCCUACCUUGCGGAUCUGCCGGCCAGGCCGACGGGGGACCAGGUGUGCGAGGCGUUGAGGAAGGUCUGGGAGGUGAGGCACCAGCGGGCGAUUCUGAUUCAGAAUUUCAGCAGGGCUCAGGGGAGGCAGAACGCAGGAGCGGAUGCGUCUGGCAAGGUCACGAUGAAUCCUGGGGAGUUUUUGCAGUUUAAUUGUAGUUAUCUCGGGGCCAAGGACUGGGAGAUCAGGAUGAAGGAGAGGAGGACGGGGAUGGAAGCUUUUAUAUAA